GUUCUCUUUUCUGCUCUUCCUUCUCCCGGUCUCCAGACGUCAGCGGCCGUUGGGUCCUAUGUCGCGCCGGGCCCUCCGGAGGCUGAGGGGGGAACAGCGCGGCCAGGAGCCCCUCGGGCCCGGCGCCCUGCAGUUUGUCCUCCACGAUGACGAUGAUGCGGAAGAAGAAGGUUCAAAGCGGGGUCCAGGUGGCCGACGCCCCCGGAGCGCAGGAAAGGAGGGCGUCUGCGUCAACAACCGGUUCGAGCUGCACGGUGCUGGGGGCUCUUCGCUUUAUUUCAGGGUUGAGCAUUGCCUACGCCAAGCGCUCGCAGGGCUAUUGCAGACAGUCUUGUCUACUCUUCACAGCCCAGGACUGGGUGUUUUGCUCAUCGCUGGGUUCCCCGCAGCAGAUAAACAUUGAAGACCUUGAGGAGGGACCUGUGCUGAAUGGGGAGAGACCCGAUUGUCUGCUCACAGAUGCUGUGGUGUCAGGGAACAAAAGGAGGUCCCAGAGUGGAGGUGCAGACAGCAAGAAAGCUGGAGAAGUGGCUGACAAGGCAGCUCCCCCAGAGCAGUCUAAUAUAAGUGGCAAACUCCGAAAGAAGAAAAAGAAACAGAAAAAUAAGAAAAACACUACAGGAGAAAUUUUGGAAAAUGGGCUAGAAGAUAUCGAUCGCAUCUUGGAAAGGAUUGAGGACAGCAGUGGUUUCAACCGCCCCGGGCCGCCUCCCCUGAGCUCCAAGAAGCACGUCCUAUACGUGGAACACAGACACUUGAAUCCAGACACAGAACUGAAAAGGUAUUUUGGUGCUCGAGCUGUCCUGGGGGAACAAAGGCCAAGGCAGAGGCAGCGUGUGUACCCCAAGUGUACAUGGCUGACGACCCCUAAGAGCACAUGGCCACGGUACACCAAACCAGGUCUGUCGAUGCGGCUGCUGGAGUCCAAGAAAGGCCUCUCCUCCUUUGCGUUUGAGCACAGUGAGGAAUACCAGCAGACUCAGCACAAGUUCCUGGCAGCCGUGGAGUCCAUGGAGCCCAACAACAUCGUGGUUCUGCUCCAGACCAGCCCAUACCACGUCGACUCGCUUCUGCAGCUCAGCGAUGCUUGUCGCUUUCAGGAGGACCAGGAGAUGGCCCGAGACCUCGUAGAGAGAGCGCUGUACAGCAUGGAGUGUGCCUUCCACCCCCUGUUCAGCCUCACCAGCGGGACCUGCCGGCUGGAUUACCGCAGACCUGAGAACAGGAGCUUCUACCUGGCCCUCUACAAGCAGAUGAGCUUCCUGGAGAAGCGAGGCUGCCCGCGCACGGCGCUGGAGUUCUGCAAGCUCAUCCUGAGCCUGGAGCCGGACGAGGACCCCCUGUGCAUGCUGCUGCUCGUCGACCACCUGGCCUUGCGGGCGCGCAACUACGAGUACCUGAUCCGUCUCUUCCAGGAGUGGGAGGCUCAUCGGAACCUGUCUCAGCUCCCAAAUUUCGCCUUCUCUGUGCCGUUGGCCUAUUUCCUGCUGAGUCAGCAAGCAGACCUCCCGGAGCAGGAGCUCAGCUCUGCAAGGGAGCAGGCCUCUGUCCUGAUCCGACAGGCGCUCACCAUGUUCCCCGGAGUCCUCCUGCCUCUGCUCGAGUACUGCAGCGUGCGGCCCGAUGCUGCUGUCGCCACUCACCGCUUCUUCGGACCGGAUGCUGAGAUCAGCCAGCCUCCCGCCCUGAGCCAGCUGGUAAGCCUCUACCUUGGAAGGUCACACUUCCUCUGGAAGGAGCCCGCCACCAUGAGCUGGCUAGAGGAGAAUGUCCGCGAGGUUCUGCAGGCUGUGGACUCUGGGGACCCUGCGGUGGAAGCGUGUGAGAGCAGGCGGAAGGUGCUCUACCAGCGUGCGCCCAGAAACAUCCACCGCCAUGUGGUCCUGUCCGAGGUCAAGGAAGCUGUUGCCGCCCUUCCCCCGGAUGUGACCACGCAGUCUGUGAUGGGCUUCGACCCUCUGCCUCCUUUGGACACCAUCUACUCCUACGUCAGACCAGAGAGGCUGAGUCCCGUCAGCCAUGGAAACACAAUUGCCCUCUUCUUCCGGUCUUUGUUGCCCAAUUACACCAUGGAGGGGGAGAGGCUGGAGGAUGGAGGGGCUGGGGGUCUGAACCGCAACCAAGGCUUGAACAGGCUGAUGCUGGCCGUGCGAGACAUGAUGGCCAACUUCCAUUUCCACGACGUGGAGGCAGCUCGCGAGGACAACCCCGAGGGGGACGGGGAGUGGGACUGAGCCCGCGUGGAUGCCGUGCCCCAGUGCUGUACAAUUAUGUUCCUGAUUGCUGUUCUGGUCGGAAUUGGCCAGUUCCCUGGAGUAGAAAUGCUGAUGUGUCGUCCGCCUGCCUCCUUUGUGUCUCUAUAAAUGUGAAUGGGUUACGCUC
Messenger RNA from Ailuropoda melanoleuca (giant panda), 2382 nucleotides. It is a transcript of the gene TCF25, whose product is annotated as TCF25 ribosome quality control complex subunit. Lineage: Eukaryota; Metazoa; Chordata; Mammalia; Carnivora; Ursidae. The record is from RefSeq and is a predicted model, not a curated record. Gene Ontology annotation, cellular component: RQC complex. The transcript has 19 exons. Bases 147 to 2234 code for a protein of 695 amino acids.